Rotaria sordida is the source of this 468-nucleotide messenger RNA. NCBI's taxonomy places the organism in Eukaryota, Metazoa, Rotifera, Eurotatoria, Philodinida, Philodinidae. The record is from the annotation of a GenBank genome assembly.
AUGUUUGAUGCUACAAAUAUGAUGGCUGCAUGUUAUACAAGACAUGGUCGAUAUUUAACUGUUGCUGCUAUAUUUUGUGGUCGAAUGUCAAUAAAAGAAGUUGAUGAUCAAAUGUUAAAUGUUCAAAAUAAGAAUUCAUCAUAUUUUGUUGAAUGGAUUCCAAACAAUGUUAAAACAGCUGUUUGUGAUAUUCCACCUCGUGGACUUAAGAUGGCUGCAACAUUUAUUGAUAAUAGUACAGCAAUUCAAGAGUUGUUCAAACGUAUUUCAGAACAAUUUAUAGCUAUGUUUCGUCGAAAGAUUUUCUUACAUUGGUAUACAGGUGAAGGGAUAGAUGAAAUGGAAUUUACUGAAGCUGAAUCAAAUAUGAAUGAUUUGGUGAGUGAAUAUCAACAAUAUCAAGAUGCAACAGCUGAAGAGGAAGGUGAAGGUGACGAAGUCGAAGAAGAAGAAGAACAACAUGCUUAA